Molecule: messenger RNA, 1581 nt
Organism: Perca flavescens (yellow perch)
Lineage: Eukaryota; Metazoa; Chordata; Actinopteri; Perciformes; Percidae
Gene: nyap2a
Product: neuronal tyrosine-phosphorylated phosphoinositide-3-kinase adaptor 2a
Exons: 4
Coding region: 1-1581 (526 amino acids)
Biological process (GO): neuron projection morphogenesis; phosphatidylinositol 3-kinase/protein kinase B signal transduction
Source: RefSeq, a predicted model, not a curated record
AUGACGUCUCAGGAAGAUGCAUCUUCCUUCAGGAGGUUUUUUCAAUACGUGGAGGACAGUGGCCUUCGAACGUACGACGGACUGGUGAUCCAAAACGCCUCCGACAUCGCCAGAGAGAGUGACCGCAUUCGUAACCAGACCAACUGGAACUACUUGCAGGAAAAACACCAGAAGAAGAGACGGCAGAGGAUUGGUGAAGAUGUUGCCAUGGCAACAGAUGGGGCGUACUCUGGAAAACAUUUCAGGAUGGGUUUCAUGACAAUGCCUGCGCCGCAGGACCGUCUGCCCCCCCCCAGUCAGGGCUUCACCGUGCGGUCCCAGUCGCUGCACUCGGUGGGCGGAGCAGACGACGACUCCAACCCCAACAGGAAACAACCUCCGCCCAAACCCAAGAGAGACCCCAACACCAAGCUGAGCAGCAGCUCCGAGACGGUGGACACUGGCGGCACCAAGAGAGAUGCUCAAGAGACCAAAGAGACGCUGGAGCAGGCUGAAGCUCGAUCUUUCUACAACGAGGACUACAGAAAGAUGCCUCCACCCAAACCCAAAAGGAAUCCCAACACUCAGCUCAGCACCUCCUUCGAUGACUCCUACAUCCGUAACCACGGCAACAGGAAGUCUUCCCUGCGAUGGGACAAGUCUUUGUCCCAGAGUCAGAGCCCGGCAUCAAGAGACACGGACGACGAGGAGCCUGUCUACAUCGAGAUGGUGGGAAACAUCCUGCGGGAGCUGAGCGGACAGGAAGUGGAGGACGAGCAGAGCGAGGCGGUGUACGAGGAGAUGAAGUACCCCUCACUGGACGAUUACCUGCAAGACCCGGCCGCCAUCUUGGACCCUGACGCCUGGGCAGCCCGCAGCUCGCUCUGCGACAUCCCGCCGCCUUUCCCCAACCUGCUGACGCACCGCCCGCCACUGCUUGUCUUCCCCCCCGCUCCCGCUCAGUGCUCCCCCAACUCAGAUGAGUCCCCGCUCACCCCGCUAGACGUUACCAGGCUGCCCGUCAUGGACAACGUCUCUUACAGCAAGUCGGGCGGUGCCGAACCCCCGCAGAGCUCCACGCAGCACCGCAAGGAGAAGGAAAGGGACCGAGAUCGAGAUCGAGAUCGAGACCGAGAUCGAGAUCGAGACCGAGACCUGCCCUCCACCCACACCAUCACCUCCUCCGGCCGCUCGUCAGCUCCGCCCCUUCCCUCCAACCUCUACAAGUCUACUGGCUCCGCCCAUAGUGGCCAUGGUUACCCCCGCAGCCAAUCAGCAUGUCCGUCUCCGGUCAGCAUGGGUCGCUCUCUGACUCCUCUGAGUCUGAAGAGACCUCCGCCGUACGAUGCUCUGAUGGCCGGAGGAAGCAUGCCCCGCUCCUCCUCCUCCUCGUCUUCAUCCUCUCACAGGGCCGGGGAGGGCGGGGCUAGACUCAGUAACUCCUCCUCCACCCACGGCUCCAUGCAGAACAUGGCGAUGAGGUCACAGACUCCCACCAGCCCAUUGGACGAACUUAACAACGUGUUUACAUCAGGUCGACCAGCAAGGAAGAAAGGAGCAGGCAGGAAGAGCCGUGGCAGCGAAGGUGUCCGUCAGGGCUGA